This is a messenger RNA of Aspergillus costaricaensis CBS 115574, 1590 nucleotides long. RefSeq lists its product as uncharacterized. The record is from RefSeq and is a predicted model, not a curated record. The transcript is spliced from 2 exons. Lineage: Eukaryota; Fungi; Ascomycota; Eurotiomycetes; Eurotiales; Aspergillaceae. The coding region runs from base 1 to 1590 and encodes 529 amino acids.
AUGGUUCGCAUUCAAGACCUCCCCCAGGAGCUGCUUCUGCAGAUUUUCUCCUCCGUUGCCCAUAGCAAUCCUUCCAACCCACAGGAUCAGACCACCAGAUUUUUCGAUGAAAGCACCAAGACCCAGUCCCAACAACCCCCUGCCGAUAGACUGUUCCCACGCCCUCCUUGGGUCGCCGAGUAUGAAGAUGAUGAGACUGAUGAGACUGAUGAGGAGAUUCCGGGGGACAAUGGGAAGGGAGGGAGCGCACAGAUCCAGGAGAUCAUCGACUUGUACAACUUGUGUCGGGUGUGCCACUUGUUCCGCGAACUCGCCCAGCCCCUGCUGUUCGAGCAUGUUGACUUGUCUGGCUUCCCUGGCGAUCUGCGAAACCUCGUCUCCCUUACCCGUACCGUCCUCCGCCGUCCUAGUCUAGGCGAACAUAUCCGCAGCCUCCCCGUCCUUCCAGACCACGAUCAUCAUGUCUUUCAUCAAAGCCCGCAGCCCCUAACCGCCAACGACCGAAAGCUCUUUACCUCAUCCAUACGUGACCUCCGCUUAGACAAGGAGGACGAGCGCGACUGGAUGAGUGUUUUGAAGGAAGAGGAGUUCGACUACAGUCUUAUGGUCGUCUUGCUUAUCCUGAAAGCCCCAAACCUCCGCAUGUUGACAUUGGCGGGAGGCGACGACCUCCUCAAGGGCUACCCGCUCGCUUUUUAUGAGGAGAUGAUCAGUCGGCUCCAGUUACGCUUGAUAGAUAUUGAAGAAGCCCACCUCAGUGACGACCUGUUCCCCGCCUGCUGGACUCCACAGUCUCUGACCAUGAACCGGAUCGGCCUACACCUCUGCCAUAUCGAUGCCCCCUCUGUCACCAAAUUACUCCGCGCAUGCCGCACAGUGACCUCCUUCACUUACGACAACUUUACCACGGACCCCGAGGACCAGCCUCAUAACCUCCGCCCCGUUCGCGAACCCACCGCCCCCGAACUCAGCGCCGCGCUCCUACCCCACAAGGACAGCCUAGAAGGCUUGACAAUGACCUGGAACCGCGAACCCUGGGAGCGAGAGAACAUCCAGGAUUAUGUGGCCCGCCAGGCGAAGAUCGGCUCGCUGCGCGACUUCUCCGUGCUCCGGCGACUGACCGUCCAACAAGCUUUCCUGCCGCCGCAGCCCCAGUUCCCUCCCACACUCGAAGAGCUCACCGUCGAAGACUGUAACAUUCCGGUCCGUGGUUUGGCCGAGCAUCUGGCCCAGGAGCGUCGCCAGGGACGCCUUCCCGCACUCAAGAGCGUCAAGAUGCUCGCCGUGGACAUCACCGACCCCGUCAAACUCCCGGGUCAGCAGAUCCCAUUUGGCCAGACGCCGGAGCAGUGUUAUACUACUAUCAAGGACCUGUUCAAGGAUACGUCCGUCGAUUUCACCAUCCUUCCUUAUCCGGACUGUCCGCAAAAUAUCGCUGGCGACUCCGACCUCGACGACUACUCUGAUGAUGACCCCUACGAUAUGACUGAUGAAUAUGGCUUGCUGGGUCUCCGCGAAGGGGGGAACAGCAUAUUCCAGGCGAUGCAGGCACAGGGGGACCAAUACAUGGAUGAUGAGUUCGACGAGUGA